Pungitius pungitius (ninespine stickleback) is the source of this 5652-nucleotide messenger RNA. RefSeq names its product zinc finger protein 654-like. The coding region runs from base 47 to 4258 and encodes 1403 amino acids. Gene Ontology annotation, molecular function: DNA-binding transcription factor activity, RNA polymerase II-specific; DNA binding. NCBI's taxonomy places the organism in Eukaryota, Metazoa, Chordata, Actinopteri, Perciformes, Gasterosteidae. Gene Ontology annotation, biological process: regulation of transcription by RNA polymerase II. Gene Ontology annotation, cellular component: nucleus. The transcript is spliced from 12 exons. The record is from RefSeq and is a predicted model, not a curated record.
GUUCAAGUCUGGCAACGUUGACUAUGCGCUGGAUACAGCAGACAGUAUGGCGGACAGCGAAAGUGAUUUGGAAACAGACGGACUUGAAUUAGCCCUGGACACGUUGUGCGAUAGACAUUGCAGCAACGAGUCGUCUCUGAAAAGCAAAGGCUAUUGCUCUGAGUUUUGUGAGCUGGUUGAGGAGUACACGGGGCAAUGGCAGGUUCCUCUCCCUCAGCUGAAGGUGUUGCGGACGGCACUCUGCAGUUUCACCAAAGCCACUGCUGCCUUCCCCGAUGACUGUCACCACAUCCACUAUGUUCUCAGCAGUAUGGCCCUGAGCUUUUUUGAACUGAUGCUGUUUUUUAGCAAGGAAGAAUUUGUGGAAGAGCCUUUAAAAGACAUCCUUGAUUCCUUUCAGGAGUGCCACUCUCAGCUCCAGAGGCACAGGAACAUCUACCUUCAGCAUGUGAAGCUGAUCAUCAAAGCAGGAGGCCCAUGGGAGAAUCUGGUGCUUCAGGGAAUCCUGAAAGAGGCGGACUUGCCAUUAAAAGAAGUCGAUGACUACUUAAGCUCAGAGUUGCCGGUAUUCUUUGAGCUGCGGAUUCGCUAUUUGCAAGCCUGUGAGCGAAUGCAAGAGGCGAUGGCCCUGUCCAAAAGCUGCCUGGAGAAUAGGGAGGCUGGAAAACAUCUGUACUUCCAUCAGGCCUACCUGACCUGCCUCUACAAGGCCUCACUGCAUGAACAUCUUCACAAGGAGAUGGCGGAGAUAGAUGGCCGUGAUGCUGUGGAGAUCAUCUGCAACACCGAGAGCGUUGAAAAAGAUGAGCUUCUGUUGUCCCUAUGCAAAGCUUUCCUCACCCAGCAGCUACACAAUGGAGACAUGUACUACAUCUGGGACCUGGUGUUCAUCUGGAGCAGGCUGCACCUUAGGGCCCAUCCCUCCACACAUGGUUUCCUGGCCGAGUGUUUGCAGUUGGCUUCUUCUGCCACUAACGUCAGAGCCAUCUUCCCCUUCAUCAAACUGGUCACCACAGAGCUGGGGGUUGAAGGAGUCCCGGUCUGCGUGGAGCUUUGUGCCAGGGCCUUGCAGCUGGGCGACACGCAGGCCGACGGCGUAACCCGCUCCCUCGUCUGCAAGACCAUCGCCUUCCUGCUACCUCACGACCUGGAGAUCUGCCGAGCGUGCGCCCUGCUGGUCUUCUGCCAGGAGCGCACCCUGGAAGCUUACCGGACGGUGUGCCUGCUGUACAUGCACCCCGACCAGGAGCCGCAUCCCCGAAACAGCCCCGUCAGGACCAACGUUCGCUUCCACAUCGUGCAGAUGCUCAAGGAGCACCUGUGUUUUGACCCGGAGUUUUGGAACCUCAUGACCCUCAGGACUCACUGCUUGGGGUUGAUGAGCGACAAGGUCAUGAAGGCUGUUGUUCUCAGCGAGAUGAUGGAGGAGGAGAAGGAAUGCAGUGAAGAACUGUCAAUAAAUACACGUGUAAAUGACUCGUGCACACAAGGGUUUGAAUCCGGCCAGCGCACAGUGGCUGGAGGGAGAAAAAAGUGUGUGUCCCCAUCAAAUAUUGUUCUUCUGAAGAGGAGAAAAUGGAGGAACCGCCUGCGAAGCAGAAACCAAUCUUUGUCUGACGAUGAGGCCGACCGCGGUGAUGAUCCAGAGAUCAAAUACAACCUCAAAUCAACCUCUUAUGGUCACAAGCCUGUUUAUUCACUAAGGCGCAUGAAAGCUAACAUCGAAAACUCCGCCAUAGUAAAACCCCCGCUUAACCGCAAGAGAGAAUACUUGUCUAGAUGUGUGAAGAGCCAAAUCUUGAAAAGGAAGGGUCGGAAGAAAAGAUGGUUGCAGGGUCUUCCCAGGCUGGAGCAGGUGCAGCCACUCAAAGAGAAGAAGGUCAAAGUCGAGGAGAAUAAGAGCAAGGGCAAAGGGAAAAAACGUGGACGGAAGCCGUUACAGAAAAUGGAACUCUCUUACCCUGAUAAUGAGAUGUGGCUCUCUGAGGAAGAGUUUGGUUUGGAGGAUAUAACUGACACAGAUGACAGAGAGCUGGAUAUGCCUCUGCUGGAGAACGAACUUGAACAAAAGAGCCGACGUAAAGAGGGUCGAUUCGAGCAGAUGGAUAAUCUUGAGAGGGAAAAUGAACUUGAGAAACACCCGGACUUGGUGUGCAGCAUCAGUCCCAGUGAAAACCCCCCAAAGGGAUCUAAAACAGAGUUUAGUGAAGCUCUUCCAGAGGAGCCUCGAGCGGCUGUUCCUUCUGUGGAAGCGGAUCCUGAACUUGAUGGUCCACCCUUAGAGUUACUGGUUUGCCCGAUUGAAGUGCUGCACAACUACUCUCUCAAAUCCAAAAAGCCCGAAGGUGAGAAACCUCCUGAGUCCUUGGACUCGGAGGAGGUGAACAGCGACUCCGAACAGGAGGCCACAGAGGAAACAGAGGUGUUGAACACUGAGGUGAAAGCCAAGAGAACGUGGAAGGACCGAGUACUCCGCACUCAACAGUACGCCCACUUGACGUACCACUGCAACUUCUGCCACAAAGACUACAAAGGCCUGAACGUUAUGAGGCACGCUCUGUCGCACCUUAAGAGUAGGAAACUCAAGUGUAUACUCUGUGGAAAACGCUUCAAACAGCUCCCCUUUGCCAAAAAGCAUAUCCUGGACCACAUCGAUGAAAUGAGCAAGCCGAAACCCCCCUCGAGACAGCCGUGCACUGGACAUCCGGCCGCUAAUGGAGUGGUACAUGAUGUGAAAAAUAAGAGUCCGCCUCCGAAUGAAAGCCUGACUUCUAUCUCGGCAGAGGAAACUCCCGAACAGAAAUCCGGGGGCAAGACCAAAGUGUCGAUGCUCAAGAGGGAAGACCGGAUCAUCCGAAACCUCCGCACGCUCAUCAAAAAGACGUCUGUGCUUCACAGGAAGUGCAAGAAUCCCGAGGCGAGAACAUUCAAGCUGGUGGAAUUCAAGGACGAGCAGGUCGUCAUCGACGACGGCACGGUGACUGUGAGAGAUCCGUCCGUGGUGGCGGAGGAGGAGGAGGAGGAGGAGAAGAAGAAGAAGCCGGCCAGGGAAAACGGCUGCGGCGCGGACACGUAUCACCUGUGCCCCUCGGAGUCCUGUGACCGAGUAUUCCUGAGGAUCAGCGCCACGCUAACAAAGCAUGCCCUCAAAUGCCACAUCACCGAAGAGAAGGUGCUGGAGAAGACGUUUGUGUGGACCAAACACAAGUGCCCCCUGUGCCUCAGGCCCAUACAGUUUCUCCAGCAUUACAAGGACCACAUGAAGCUCCACGGUACUGCUCUGCAGCACUUCUGCUACCACCUGGAGUGCAACCGGCGCUUCUCGACUCUGCAGGACCUCAAGGACCAUGUGAACACUCACCAGCCCUUCAGACCUCAAUGUUCAGUCGCAGACUGCGAGAAGCUCUUCUCAAGCACUCAAGGUCUCUAUGACCACGAGUGGAGACACUACAUCCCGGCGCCUCAGAAAGAAGAACUCGAGUUGGGACCCAGCAGACCGAUGGAGCAGAGUGAAGAAGCCCCGUGGAAGCAGAGAGUGAAGGUGGAGGAUCUAUGGCUUCAGAGUAAGAAGGGCCAGAGAGAAAGUCCGAGCCCUGGUCCUCUGGAAGCUUUAAGAGAGAUGAACCAAACCGAAGACCACGCGUCCAAACCUCACAAUGGCUCCGGAAGCGCAGUCGGCCACGAGCCCACGGGCGGACGCAAGGACGCCGUCAACGGACACGAGGGCGAGACGAGACCCGGACCGUUGAAAGCAAAGGCUCUGGCCUCUCGUGGCGGCGCGGCUGCGAGUAAGAGCUGCCGGAAGAGAGCGCCCGUCGAGUGGGACCCCUUGAACGUGCGAGACCUGGAGGAGAUGUCCACUUUGUCCGAGGGCGUCCAGAAGACACUCGGAGAGCCGCACAUCACCGAGCACAAGACCUUUAAACCCGAGGACCCCGCGUACGCCACCUUCGUCAAAGCGCCCUUCAUCCGGCCGCCGCCCUCCACCUACCUCGACGAAUCCAGGCUGUCGAUGCGCAAGAGGCGGUCCAAUGAGGAGGCCGCGCCGAAGAAAACCGUCUACUGGAGCAAUAAGAAAUACAAGGAGGCCGUCCCGGAGAAGCAGCAGGCGGGGGAGAACGUGGCCUCCGCGCAGAAGACCAGGCAUCGCUGUGACAAAUGUCUUUCCUCUUUCAGCACCUUGGAGGAAUUGCAGAAACACAAGAGCCUCAACACCUGCUCGUCGCUCUUUGGCUUCGAUUCAGACGAUGAGAGUUAGUGUGUGAGAGGAGCUGUAACCACGGUGACCAUGUUCUCCUCCUGGCGCGGGGCGAGCAUCGGAGAGAAAGGAACGCCGGAGCGCUAUGCUUAUGAAUGCCACUCGGUGUUGAAUACCAGUUUGUAAACAAAGGGAAAAUAUGUGCCAAAAUGUUUAAUGAUUGGAUUUCCUUUUUCUUUCUGUUAAAUUGAUUUGUUUUAAAGAAAUAAUUUUCAGCCAAAACUAGUUGUGAAUGAAUAUAUAUUCCCCUAACGUAUGGCAAUUCGAUAUUCAUUUGCUUUUUCAAGCAACGUGGUUACAAAGAACCUCAUUUUCAUUUCUUACAGAAAGCUUGACGUUUUAUUUUUGAUAAUGAAAGACAUUUGUUGUAACAUUUGUUGUAACACUAAAAUGAAAAUGUAAAAUGUGUUUAUUUUUCAGUUUGAUGGGAGGGGAGUUAUGUAAUGCUUACAUCUGUUGUCUCUUGAUUUUUGGAGAUUAUUGACAAAAGGUACCUUAAAUAUUCUUCAUUUAGCAAUAAAUGGACCCGUAGUAAUUUAUUUAUGGGACAGAAUGCGUUGGUAUUAAUCUGGCUUUGAGUUGGGGUUUUUUCUCCUCAUGCCUUGGAGCGACUGAGGGACUUCUUGAACAUCUGGCUUUCACACCUGUGGUGUUCAAAUAUUAUGCCAAAUGGCUCCAGUCCUGUCCUUUGUGUUGUCCAUAUAAAGUAUGUGGAAAACAGUCCUUGCAACUGUAUGAAAUAUACUGAAAAUCCUAUUGAUUGGAAAAGAUCAGCUUAAUGAGUGUUGCCUUCUCAUGUUUGGAGAAAUAUCGCUGUCUUCCUGAGCGUUGGUCUCUAACGAGGAUGCACACAAACGGUAGACCGGUAGUGGGUCCGUUCAAUUUGAUUUGAAUUCCAAAUAAAUGCUCCAAAGCGUUAUCUCCUGCAGCAGCUUUUCAAACUGAGGUUCUUUGGUCCUUACCUUUGGGUUUUAAAGCAUCGGGUUUGCCUCAAGAAUCACUCUCAUCGAAGCAUUUACCAAAAUGUCCGAAACCAUAUAGAUCUGCCUUCAUACUGUCACAAUAUUAUCCUCUUCAGUAUCGAAAGAAUUCACCACUACAUUUGUGUCAGGUCUGAAUCUCAGUGGACUGUAGGUAAAGAUCAACAUCAUACAGUGCCAGUUUGCUCUAAAUGUUAAGUUUUCUUUUUACUGUUUGACACCACGAUCAUCAUGUGACUUUUAUGUGUAUAUAUUUGAGAUGGUUGAUCUGUUCAUCUUUUUUAAUGUAAUCUUUUUAUGGGACUGCUUAUUUAUAUGUACAGAUGUUAAUAUAUUGGAUUUGAAAAGGUAUUGAUUCCCUAUUUUUCUUAAAGAAAGUGACUUGUGAUGUUUUAAUAAACAAAUUAAACUAGA